Messenger RNA from Drosophila bipectinata, 1092 nucleotides. RefSeq lists its product as uncharacterized. The record is from RefSeq and is a predicted model, not a curated record. Lineage: Eukaryota; Metazoa; Arthropoda; Insecta; Diptera; Drosophilidae.
AAGAUCAGUCGUAUUCAUUCAUCUUUUCGCUAACUUUACCAUGUUGCAGGAAAUGCAUGUAUUGUUAUUACUCAGCUGGGCGUCUUUUUUCUUGGCGAAUUGCGUUUCGGCCGAGUCAAGCUUGCUAAACUGGGGAGCAAAGCAGAUAUGGACACGCAAAGCCAAUAUGGAGAACGUAGACAGUAUGGUUAGUAAAUCUGGAACCCUACAUAUGGCACAGCCCCAGCAACUGAAGGUACAAAAGCAUUCUAAGGACGGGUACAAGGAGUUCGAUCUCCUUGGACACCGUCGCAUAAGUGACUCCUACAGCUUGAAAAAUGAUGUCAGCCUUAUUUUGGAGCAAAAAAAUCAUAAAGACUCAAUCCUUGCAUCGUGGCGCGAAAACUUGUACGCUAGCCCAUUGGCAAAAGGUUCCCUAUUUCCCUCGAGGUCGUACGAUCCGUACAUCCGUCGCUACGAUAGAUUUGAUGAGCAAUACCACCGUACAUAUCCUCAGUACUUGGAAGACAUGUAUUUAAAUCGCCAAAGAUUCGAUCCUAAUGAUAGCUACAGUCCACGUAUACCAGAGUACCCUGAUCCGUACGUUAUGUAUCCCGAUCGUUACUUGGACUCUCCUACCGUGCGCUUUAAGUCUGGGCGAGGUUAUACCGAUGAGACCGUGCCGCUGACCGAUUUCUAUGUCAAGUACGGUUUGACGAAGCUGCCGGAAGUUUCACCUUUGUCGCGAAAUGAACGCAUCGUGUAUUACGCACAUUUGCCAGAGAUUAUACACACACCGUACGAAUCUGUGCGCCCUGAGGAAAGAGCCUCAACUGCUAUCAUAGCUUCACCCCACGUAUUCAACAAGAACAACAUGAAAAACAUUCCGCGGCCAUCAGCUGGUAACCAAACGAAGUAACUGUGUGAAGACAAAACAUAUAUGAACAUUCCAAUAUUUUAAAAAGCAAUCACAAACUUUAUUAAGUGGAUGCAGUUUCGUUAUAAUUUACAAUAAUCAAUUUUAUUUAUAGGUUCAAUUUAAGUAUUUUACUUUUUUUGGGCAUUUUUUUGUAUUAUUUUUUAUUGCUAAAUAAACUCAGUUUACUCAGAAAA